This is a messenger RNA of Mustela erminea (ermine), 833 nucleotides long. RefSeq names its product stimulated by retinoic acid gene 6 protein-like. Bases 300 to 797 code for a protein of 165 amino acids. Gene Ontology annotation, cellular component: plasma membrane. The record is from RefSeq and is a predicted model, not a curated record. Gene Ontology annotation, biological process: vitamin A import into cell. Gene Ontology annotation, molecular function: signaling receptor activity; retinol transmembrane transporter activity. NCBI's taxonomy places the organism in Eukaryota, Metazoa, Chordata, Mammalia, Carnivora, Mustelidae. The transcript has 6 exons.
AGGAAAGAGGAAGCAGCUCCUGCUUUUCAACUGAGAAAGCAGGAGAAGGGGAGGAAGAGCGGAAAAACAGUUGUCUUCUGAAACAAGGAAGAAGGCCACCUGCCUGCUUUCGUUUCCCUGGUAAAUAUUUGACUGGAUGUUUGCCUUUUUCUCUGUGGUUUUUGGGUGCUGUGAAGAGAACUGGGCAGGACACCAGACUCUCAGAAGCCGUCCAUAACUAAGAGGCCUGAGAAGCCCGCAGCACAGUCCAGAGAGGCAGACUGCUCACGGGGGCCGCACGCACCGCUCCUCCCGCCGAGAUGCUUUCCCCAAACUCGAGAACCAGGCAGCUAAACGGCACCUGUGUCGGCUCGGUGGACUUGGAGCUCUUCCUCCAUUAUUCCCUCAUCCCAUCACUUUUCAUCAUUUUGAUCUUGUCCUUUCUCCAAAGACGAGAGCACCGUAAGCAGAGAGAGGACCCUUCUCACCUCCUGGGGAACCGCUUUGAAAUCAUCAUACCUCUGGACUUCGUGGGCACUUUUAGUAACCGAUGGUCCUAUGGAAUCGCCUUUGGGGCCACAGCCAAUAAGGUUAUGUUCUUGUUCUCAGAAGGCUACCAGCCCUUGCAGAUCCCACAGUGGGCCCAAGCCUUUGUGCUGCUGAUCGGAGGCAUGGAAGUCGGCCUGUCCCACUUCCCCUUCUUCACCUGCCUCUCGUCGGAGUUCCAGCUGCUCAGCUCCGUCCUCGGCUUCAGCUACUCUCUGAUCUGGCUAGGCAGGGGGCAGCCACAGUACCCCAAACCUGUUUGUGUCCUGUAGGUUUGCUGUCACCGUCCUUUACAUCACAGAGUGUCC